Molecule: messenger RNA, 1035 nt
Organism: Triticum turgidum subsp. durum (durum wheat)
Lineage: Eukaryota; Viridiplantae; Streptophyta; Magnoliopsida; Poales; Poaceae
Source: the annotation of a GenBank genome assembly
AUGCCUGGGGACGUCGCGACCUCGCCGGCGACGGCGUCGGGGCCGCCGGCCGCCGCGUCCUCUUCGCACCACCACCACCAUCCCGCCACCUCCGCCCGCAGCGCCCUCUCCAACGCCGUCGCGGGCGCUUCCGCCGGUGUGAUAGCAGCGACCUUCGUGUGCCCGCUCGAUGUGAUCAAGACGAGGUUCCAGGUGCACGGCUGGCCCAAGCUAGCCCCUGGCACAGCUGGAGGUAGUGUCAUCAUUGGGAGCUUAGAACAGAUUGCUAGACGGGAAGGCUUUCGGGGAUUGUAUCGUGGUCUUUCCCCGACUAUUCUGGCGCUUUUGCCUAACUGGGCGCAGGUCUACUUUACUGUAUACGAGCAGCUUAAAAGCAUGCUUGCUUCCAGCGAAGGAAGCCAUCAACUCUCUCUAGGGGCAAAUGUUAUGGCUGCAUCAUGUGCUGGAGCUGCAACUACAAUAGCAACAAAUCCACUUUGGGUUGUCAAGACAAGAUUUCAGACCCAAGGAGUAAGAGCGGGUGCGAUGAUCCCAUACAAAGGCACGGUUGCUGCAUUGACGAGAAUAGCACAUGAGGAAGGCAUCCGUGGACUAUACAGUGGACUCAUCCCUGCCUUGGCUGGUAUCACUCAUGUUGCCAUUCAGUUCCCUGUAUACGAGAAGAUAAAAGCUUACCUGGCUGAGCGAGAUAACACUACCGUUGAAGCAUUAAGCUUUGGCGACGUCGCUGUUGCUUCAUCUCUGGCAAAACUAGCUGCGUCAACCUUAACAUAUCCUCAUGAGGUUGUUCGAUCAAGGUUGCAAGAGCAGGGAGCACACUCCGAGGCGAGAUACAGAGGGGUAAUAGACUGUGUUAGAAAGGUUUAUCAUGCAGAGGGUGUAGCUGGGUUCUACCGUGGAUGCGCCACAAAUCUGUUGCGGACAACUCCUGCUGCAGUUAUAACAUUCACCAGCUUCGAGAUGAUUCACAGGUUCCUUCUCAAUAUAGGCCCUCCUGAACCUGAACAACAUCAUCCCCAUCCGCUGAAGCAUUGA